AUGAAAAGCCUCGGAGUCACGCUGGUCAGCAUUGCUGCCACCGCGACUGCCACCGCAACCUCUACGUCUGCCCCUGCAUCUGGUCCAACUGGCUCUACGUAUGCCUCUGGAUUUGACAUGACCAAGAGCUGGGCCAACCUUAGUCCCUACAGAGACGCAGAUGGCUUCAGCAUUCCCAAAGGUGUGCCCGAGGGGUGUGAAUUAUCCCAGGUGCACGUUCUGCAUCGUCACGCUCAGCGGUUCCCUACCAACUACCCGUUGGAUGGUGAAGGUAUGCAGGAUUUCGCAACCAAGAUCACCAAUUACAGCAAGGCCCACCCGGGAAAGGCUAUUGGCACCGGCCCUCUCAAAUUUCUCAACAAUUGGGAUUACGUCAUUGGAGAUGACACUUUGAUGGAGAAUGGUGCAGCAACUGAGGCUACAUCUGGAGCAAACUUCUGGAUCAACUAUGGUCGGCUUUUGUACCGCGCAGGUCGGGAGAACGUGGCUGCUUGGAGCUCAUCCUUGAAUGUGUACGCCAACGGUACCUCUCGCCCCAAGCCGGUCUUCCGUACUACUUCACAGGCGCGUAUCCUGGAGAGCGCUCGGUGGUGGCUCAGUGGCUUCUUUGGAAACAGCGGUGCAAACAGUUCGUACAGUCAAUACGACCUUGUUGUGAUUCCCGAGGAGUCUGGUUUCAACAACACCUUGGCUUCAUAUGAGGCGUGUAUGGGCGAUAUGUCUGAGGGCGACGACUCUGCUGAGGUCUUCAUUGCCCGGUAUACCAAGGACGCUCAGUCUCGUCUCGCGUCCUACUUCCCUAGCGAUUUUAACGUAACUGCCUCCGACGUGCUCGCCAUGCAGAACCUAUGUGUUUAUGAGUACACCAGUCUUGGCGGCUCAUAUUUCUGCUCUCUCUUCACUGAACAAGAGUGGAAGGACUUUGAAUACAACGUUGACAUUCAGUACUACGGAGACUACGCAUACGGCUCGCCUACCGGUCGCGCUCAAGGCAUUGGCUAUGUCCUGGAACUCGCCGCUCGUCUCCAGCGAAAGCUUAUCACCUCCAGCGAUACCAGCAUCAACUACACCUACGACAACAACCUGAAGCAGUUUCCCUUUGACCAGCCUUUCUACAUGGACAUGUCUCACGAUGAUAUCAUCCUCUCUGUGAUCAACGCACUCGGUCUUGACUACUUCAAAUUUGGCCCUCAUGGUCUGCCUGGCAACGUCGACCAUGCGCCCAAGCGGAACUUCUCCCUCCAACAAAUGACUCCAUUUGGUGCUCGCUUUUUGUCUGAAAUCUGGACUUGUCCAAGCAACACGUCUUUCAGCAACCUUGGGCCUGUCCUUCUCAACAACCCCACCGUUGAGUCCACCAAGAACACCACGACCUACAUUCGGUUUGUGCUGAACAACGCCCCUCUGCCUCUAGAUGGCCUUGUGGGCUGUGAGACUGCCAGUCAAGGUUUCUGCCCCGUUGAAAAGUUCCUACGUGGUGUGCCUACACUGAAGCAAAAGGCCGAGUACCAGAAAGCCUGUUUUGGCAACUACACUACUGGACACCAGGUCGCGGAUGGUGUCCCUGACUCUUAA
This is a messenger RNA of Penicillium odoratum, 1575 nucleotides long. RefSeq names its product histidine phosphatase family protein. The transcript has 3 exons. NCBI's taxonomy places the organism in Eukaryota, Fungi, Ascomycota, Eurotiomycetes, Eurotiales, Aspergillaceae. Gene Ontology annotation, molecular function: acid phosphatase activity. The coding region runs from base 1 to 1575 and encodes 524 amino acids. The record is from RefSeq and is a predicted model, not a curated record.